Messenger RNA from Phanerochaete carnosa HHB-10118-sp, 1326 nucleotides. RefSeq lists its product as uncharacterized. The transcript has 4 exons. Bases 155 to 1165 code for a protein of 336 amino acids. Lineage: Eukaryota; Fungi; Basidiomycota; Agaricomycetes; Polyporales; Phanerochaetaceae. The record is from RefSeq and is a predicted model, not a curated record.
ACUGACCGACUUUCCCACCCGCCAUAUCUACGUAACAGACUAUCUACUGGGUGCGCCGUCGCCCCAGACUCCACAUUCCUUUUGCCUUCGGUACUAGCAGCCAAAGGCUCUUUCACUCUUUCACUUGUUUGGCCGCCUUGUGUCUAGCGUAGACAUGAGCCAGAAUACAACGGUCGUCAGAGUCGAUGACCGCGACCCAACAGUUUUCUACAGUGGAAACUGGUCUCUUGCAGGGAAUAAUGAGACAGAGUUCGACGGGACAACACAUGGCGCUCUCACGAACGGCUCAACGAUUGAAUUCACAUUCAACGGCACGAGCGUCACGUUCUACGGCACCGUGCCAGGCGCGCCGACUGGUUCACCGAGCACGUCGUCGUUCAUGGUGGACAACGGCGAGAAGGUGCUAGUGAUGACGCCACAACCGGCCGAUCCGAUGUACCAGUACGCGUACUUCGCAUCGGGGCCGCUGGAGGAUGGGAUGCACACGCUGGUCGUCACGGCCGUGAACACCGAUCAGGAAGACAUGCUGUGGUUUGACUACCUGGAGUAUGCGCUCAUCAGCGCUGCAGACACGGGAGCGGGUGGGGGCGGUCUGUCUUCACCUGCGCCGUCGUUAUCUGGCUCUUCUACGCCGUCUCUUUCCUCGCCCACCUCGCCCACUAAUCUUGCGCUUUCUGGGACGACACACAAAGCGAGCAACCUAAGAACUAUUCUCCCUGCUGUGAUCGUCCCCGCAGCAGCGCUUCUGCUGCUCCUGGGUGUGCUGUUCUUCCUAUGGCGACGCCGGCAGCAGAGCAGGCGCUAUGAUAGCUGGCGGGUAAACAUCCUUGGGGAGGACCUUUCUGAUGUGCCGCCCGAGGCGAAAAUUAUAAGCCCGUACACUACCGUGCGUGCGCCUGCGCCUGCUUUAACAAUUAUGUCCGCACCCCCCUCUAUAUCUAUGCCUUCGCCUACUUCUACAUCUAUGCUUACACCCACGUCAUUAAACCGUUCGCUUCCUUCUCCGUCGGCGCCGUGGGAAUCCAGGGAGAGCAUCGUGCUGUCGAUACCACCAUGGGACUCCAAGGAGAGCGUUUCGUUGCCGAUGUCGCAGUACAGCACUGACGCAGUGCGCCGGUCGGAUGCGGCUCUGGCAGAUCCUCCGGCAUAUACGGCGCUAUUGUGAACAAAACGGACGCUUUUAUGUUUUAUGGGAGCAUUUGCGUGCGUGUAUCAUGGGAGCGCGCAUGUCCGAUUAGUCGUAUCAUUUUUUUCUGUAGUUGAUGCAGUUUGUGACUGUAUGUAUGCUCGUUGCCUUUUCCCUCUAACAUCAACCUUACUUCUGCA